AGUGGAGCUCUUUGCUCGGGAGUCUUGCAUUUUGAGCCAGAAAGAAUGGGGGAAGAUUAUGAUGAUGUACAAAUUGAAGAAGAAAUAGAACUUGAGUUGAGGAAAAUUAGCUUUUCUUCAUCUGAAGCAGAUGAUUGUGACACUGAUUUAUCAGCAGAUUCUUCAAGUGAUAGUGAAACAAUUCCAGAAGAAUUACCAGAAUCAGUACUCCAGUAUUUAAAUUUUGUGAGAAGCAGAAGUCAAAAUGCAGAAAGGCUUAUGUUGCAAGAUUUGGAAAAUGUUGAAAUCUCAAGUGAUAUUUAUCGUAUUGUUCCUAACAAUGCUUCUGAAUGUUUAGCUGAAUUAGCUUCUCAAUAUAAUGAAGAUCCAGAAGAACUCAAAAGAAGGGUAUUAUCUGAAAUAGAAGAUGAGGAGCAGCAGAUGAGUGAGGCUCCAGACAAUACUAUUGAGUUAAAAAACAAUCAGGAUAUUUCUUCUAACAAGAUAGCUAAUGGCUAUUCUUUGACAGAUUCUGAUGACAUACCCAUCAGCUUUAGUUUCCAAGAAGUUGAAGAAAAAUGCAAACAGGAAUAUCAGUGUUGGCUGGAAAAGCAAAAAGUACUAGAGCUUGAAAAAAUGAAUCAAUUGAAAGCUAAGAAGGACAUGGAAAUCUCUCAAAAUGAAGAAGAGAAGAGAAGGAGACAACUACGUCAAGAAGAGCUUGAAGCUGAACGAUUGAAGUUAGAAAUGUUUCAUGCGCAACAACAGGCUAUAAUGGAAGAAGAACUGCUAAAGGAAGAACAGACUUGGAAAGAACAACUGAAAGAACAUCAGGAAUUAAUUAACAAAUUACACAUACAAAUAGAAGAAGAAAAAAGGGCUUUUGAAGAACAGAAAGCAAGAGAAAGGCAACAUUUGGUGGAACAGCAGAAUAAUGCAGCUAUAAAAAUUCAGACAACAUUUAGAGCUUUCAUGGUGUACAAAAGAUUUGGUCCUGUCUUGAAAAACAAGAGAGCAGAACGAGAAAAGGAAAGGGAAAUGAAAGAAAUAAUGGAAAAGGAAAUGAAAGAAAAGGAGGAAAGAUGGAAGAGGAGGGAUUUAGAAAAAAUGGAACAAAAGGAGGAAGAAAGAAAGAGGAGAGAAGAAAAAGAGAAGGAAGAAAAUGAAGCAAAGAUUAAAAGGCUUGAAGAAUAUGUAAAAAAGAAAGAAAUUGUGCGACUUCAACGAGAAUUAAUGAUUGGAGAAUUGAACAAUGAAAAAAAUGAACUAAAAUUUGUGAUAGCAAAGAAUACUGAGUCUCAAAAUAUAACUGAAGAUAUUGAACAAAGUAAGAAGGAACAAGAAAUAGAAAAAGAAAAAGAAGUUAAUACAACUGAAAAAAUCGAGAGAGGAGAUGAACUUGAAAAUGCAGUUAACAAAAUAGAAUCAAGAAAGGAAGGAAAAACCCUUGAAAAUGCGAAAGAAAAAAAGGAAGGAGGAGCUGCAAAAUUACUAAGUGGAAUGGUACCCUCAAAUAUAGAUAUAGCUUUAGAAAUAACAAAUAAAGAAAAAGAAACGAAAAAGUUAAAAGAACAAGAAGAUAGUAGUGACAAAAGAAAGCUAAUUAUGGAAAAGAAACAUUCAAAACAAACACCAGACAAAAAGUACAAGGAACAAAAUGAACAUGAAACACAUGAAUUGAUGAAUGACGAAUUAUGCUAUGAUAUUGGAAGAAGUAAAGAUGAAGAGUUAAAAUCAGGAAAGGAAGAACAUCAUAAUGAAAUAAAUAAUGAAGAAUCAUUGGAGAAUAAUGUAAAAAAAGGUUUAGAAACUGCAGAAUUUCAGAAAAAUAGCAACACAAAUGCUCUUAGUGUUGAAACUAAUAUAACAGUUAAUCAGGAAAGUAUCAUACAUUACAUUCAUGUUCAGUUAGAUUCUGGGGACACUGGAAAAAUAGCUAGCUCUUAUGCCUCAGAAAAUAGUAAAAUAGAGCUUGCGCCAAAAAAAAUUCAUGAGGAGGUUAAUAAUCAAUGGGCCAAAGAUGAGCACUUGGACAAUUUCUUUGAACAACCACUUGUAUCUGAUUCUGUUGAAGCUAAAAGAUUGGCCUGGAUGAAAUCAUAUAAAUCCUGGUCUAGAGUUUAUCAGGAACACCAGAAGAAGAAAACGGUUGAAAGAAACAAACCACGGAAAUACUUAUCCGACCAGAUGCCUCCGUUGAAUGCUGAUACGAUAAUCCAGGCAGGCCCUUGGAAUUCUCUACAACAGGUGACCACAGUUAUCUUUCAAGAUUUGCCUGGUUGCAGUCUGUCCACAUUAUCACAAUGUGAAAGGCUUCAGUUCUUGAGUCUUAGACGCUGUGGAUUACUUGCCUUGGAAGGACUCAGCAGCUGCAAGGAUUUGAAGUAUAUAGAUGUAGAGGAGAACAACAUUCAGGUGAUUAAUUGUGAGAAUCUAGAAAAUCUCUGCAUUCUAAUUCUGAAUAAAAAUAAUAUUUCAUCACUCCAUGGUUUAUAUGGCUGCAAUAAUCUCUUGAAUCUUGAACUUUCCCAUAAUAAAAUAACCCGAAUUGGAGGGUUGGAGACAUUGAAAAAACUCCAGCGACUGGUUGUGGAUCACAAUCAAUUGAUCAGUUCAAAAGGGCUCUCUGCUACUCCAACUCUACUAUAUAUAGAUUGCUCUUUUAACCAUCUUACUCAUAUUGAAGGCAUUGAAAACUGUGGUCUUCUUCAGAUUCUGAAAUUACAGGGAAAUAACCUCAAUGAGUUCCCCAACUUGGACAAUCAUGUUUUGCUAAGAGAAUUAUAUUUGGAAGACAAUAACAUCUCCACAUUGGGAAAACUUCUUGUGUACUGGCUGCCUUUGCUACAGAUACUGUUUAUCUCACAAAACAGUUUGACAGAACUUGUGCCUCUUUCUUCAUAUGUGUCAUUGGAAAAACUAAACAUGAGCAACAACUGCUUGCUAGAUCUGAAGAGUGUCAUUCAAUGUCUUGAAAGCUGUGAUAGCCUAAGAGAACUAUCCCUACUUGGAAAUCCUCUUCUUCAAGAAGAGAGCUGGAGAUGCUCCUUACUCAAAAAUUUGCCCACUUUGAAAAUACUUAAUGAUGAGAAUGUAAGUUGUAAUACAGAAAAUUUUUUUGAAAGAAGUAAAAAAACCUUGAAGUCAGGAAGUUUUGCAGCAUUUUGUCAAGCUCAGAUUCAAGAAAUUGUCUCAGUCAACAAAAAAGCUACAACUAGAUUAAC
Molecule: messenger RNA, 3203 nt
Organism: Python bivittatus (Burmese python)
Lineage: Eukaryota; Metazoa; Chordata; Lepidosauria; Squamata; Pythonidae
Source: RefSeq, a predicted model, not a curated record